GAAACCAGCGUUUCCUGUUCAACUUUUGUGUUGUGUGUUCUUCAGUUCAGGAAGAAGAGAGACUCUACUGGAGUCUGAUCGUCUCAUGCAUCAGCUGUGAUCAUGUUGUGUUAUUGGGGAGCGCAGGUCAGAGAUGGCUUCGAGCUGGUACAGCCUGACAAAAUUAAACAUGGCAAACGUGGUUUACGAUCCGUGUGUCCGAAAACAGCAGUUCAGGACAUGUCAGCUGGACAGGGUUUUGUUGGAUUUAUCCGGGAUGGGAAAGUCUGGGUCAUGAAACUGCGCAGUGGAGACAGUGAUCGUGAUGGAAAACUAAGGGAACUACAGCUAAAGGACAAAAUCAGACAGAUUGUCUGUGGAGGAGCUGGUGUGGUUCUUCUUUCUUAUGGAGGAAAAGUUCUCUUUAUGGACAAAUCUACUGUGUACUGCAGGCCUUUUAUAAGUCUGGAUAAGAAGCAGGUGAUUCAGAUCGCAUGUGGAGACCAUCAUUCAAUGGCACUAACUAAGGACAGUCAGUUGUUUGUAUGGGGUGAGAACUCUCACGGUCAGCUGGGUUUGAAGAAAGAUCAUCCCGGCUCUCCGUCUGCUCAACAUGUUGAGAGUCUGAGUGGGAUCCCAGUGGCUCAGAUCAGCGCUGGAGGAGACCACAGCUUUGUGUUGUCUCUCUCUGGAGUCGUGUUUGGAUGGGGAAAGAACUCUGCUGGACAGCUCGGCCUCGGAGACACUACAGACAGACACGUCCCAACGGCUGUGAAUAGUCUGAACCAGAAAAAAACUCUGUCCAUCUCAUGUGGAGGAGAACACACUGCCACCUUAUCAAAAGGUGGCGUAGUGUUCACAUUCGGAUCAGGAGGUUCUGGUCAGCUUGGGCACAACUCAUUUAAAGACGAACAUUAUCCGCGGGUGGUUGCUGAACUGUGGGGAUCUAAAGUGUCACACGUCACAUGUGGGAGACGUCACACGCUUGUAUCAAUCACAUCGUCAAAGCUGAUCUACUCAUUUGGAUGUUGGAUACAAGGGAACCCAGGAAAUAGCAAAACGAUCAAGAAGUCUGUGCCUUUCCCUGUGGAUCUUUCAUCCAAAUCUAAUCAUGAAUAUACGAUUGAAAAACUCGUUGCUGGGGAGAAUCAUUCCUUUGCCUUGUUUUUCAAAGAACUUGGGAAUGAGUCUGCAAAGUCUAAACCCAGUCCUAGAAAAGGGAUUUUGACAUUAAAUGACAGAAUGUUUGUGCAGUGGGUGUCUGAAGGAGACUUCAAUAAAUGGCCAGCAAUAAAGACGGAAAUAAAGCAAGUGUUCUCCUAUGCUGCCUGUUUGAAUGGAAGCUUUCUCAAAGCAAGUAAUGAUGAACAGGAUUUUGAGCUGGCUGAAAAAGCUUUUUCAAAGUUAUUUGAAAAAGAAAAUGAAAAGGUGAUAUUAAAGGUAGUGAAGGUGGUUAAACAGAUGUUGCGAUCUCUGAAUCCCAAUCCAACCGGUGAGGAAUCGCUUAGACUUUACACUCUCCUUCCUGAGCUCAUCAGACAUUUUCAGAAACAACAACGAGUUGAACUCGCUGAAGCUCUGGCCUCCAAAAUCCUUCAGCUGAAUCCUGACGUUUGCAAAGUUAUAGAGAUGUACUGGUUCGAACUCCCGGAUGAUCGCCUCAAAAGCCUGGUGAAGUUAUUUCGCAAAGCAUCUGCUGAGCUGAUUGGCCAGAUUUCUCGUGGUAAAAUAAAUCAGGACAUAAAUCACUUGGAGAACUUUUUGCAGAUCCUUCAGAGGAUCAAACAGGUCUGCUGCAGUGCCAACAGAGACAUCCCAGACAGGGAUUUCAUCGUUUUUGAGAUCAAUGAUCUACUAGAUACACUGCAGGUCACCAUUGAAGAGGACAUUAGAGUUUUGAAAAAUUACUAUAUUAGAACUAUUAAAACAUUAUUCAAGUUCCCUUUUGCGGCGGACACUGUAUCGAAACGGAGAAUGUUUCGUUUCUUGCAGGACGAACGGAUACGGCAAAGUCCAGACAGAUUCAUAUUCGAAGACAGUAUCAACAGGUUGUGCAUUAACAGAGAAUCAGUGUUGACGAAAACACUUGAGUAUCUCAGACAAAACACCCACUCAUUUUUCCAUCGACUGAAGGUGACAUUCAUUGGGGAGAAUGGAGUAGAUAUAAGGGGCUUAUCAGCAGAAUUCUUCUCCCUACUUUCCGAGUCUCUUCUGAAUUGGGAGAAGAAGGUGCUAGAAGUCCAUGAGAGUUCACUGGUUUGGUUCAAUCUUGAUAACAUGCAAGAUGAUAGUGACUUUUACUAUCUUGGCAUUAUCUGUGGAAUGGCGCUAUACAACCAUCAUUACUUGAACCUUCACUUCCCACUGGCCUUGUUCAGGAAACUCCUCAAGCUGAGUCCCACACUGAAUGACCUGGAAGAACUGUCUCCUGUGGAAGCCAGAAGUCUGAAAAGCCUUCUUGAGGAGGAUGAGGACGAAGUAGUGGAUAUGCUCUUUUUGGAUUUCAUGGUCAAAGGGGAAGAGCUCAUUCCAAAUGGAAAUCAAAUUCCAGUGACCAAAGCUAAUAGACAGAAGUAUGUGGAUUUGUAUGUCGACUUCGUUUUCAAUAAGUCAGUGAAGAAACAGUUUGAGCAUUUUUCAGAAGGUUUCUCUAAGGGCUGCCCGGUCGAUUUCUGGAGCGUUUUCCACCCUGAGGAACUCCAGGAGCUUCUCCACGGCUCUCCUAAAUACGAGUGGAGUGAGCUUCAGCAGUGUGCUUCCUAUGAAAGCUGUUCUGCCUCUCAUGAGCUCAUCAAGAACUUCUGGACUGUUUUCUUUGAGCUCUCUGAAGAGAACAAAAGGAAAUUUCUGAUGUUCCUGUAUGGAACGGACCGUGUACCUGUGGGAGGUUUCUCAAAGCGCUCUUUGAAGAUUUUCCAGUCAGACUGUCCUGAUGCAGAAGAUCGAUUUCCAGAGGCCCAGACCUGUUUUGGCAGACUAAUUCUUCCCAAAUACAGCGAUAUGGACACACUUCGCAACAAGCUAAUACACGCAAUCAGCUUUUGUGAGGUUUUUGGAGGAAGAAUGGGACUCGAUGGAAAGUUUAACACUUGCCGCAGAUGAUUAUGACACUGACGGGUUUCUACAGGAAUUUAAAGGCGGCGUUGAAAGCGAGACGACGCGGCCUCCGCCGCUAAAACUACCAGAGUCGGUACGAAUACCGGCAUCUCAGCUGUAUAAAGACCUUUUCAAACCGGAGAAGGGCAG
This is a messenger RNA of Labeo rohita (rohu), 3225 nucleotides long. Its product is annotated as probable E3 ubiquitin-protein ligase HERC4. The record is from RefSeq and is a predicted model, not a curated record. Gene Ontology annotation, molecular function: ubiquitin protein ligase activity. Lineage: Eukaryota; Metazoa; Chordata; Actinopteri; Cypriniformes; Cyprinidae. Gene Ontology annotation, biological process: ubiquitin-dependent protein catabolic process; protein ubiquitination.